Molecule: messenger RNA, 1807 nt
Organism: Anopheles maculipalpis
Lineage: Eukaryota; Metazoa; Arthropoda; Insecta; Diptera; Culicidae
Exons: 2
Coding region: 1-1761 (586 amino acids)
Source: RefSeq, a predicted model, not a curated record
AUGUUGCGAAAAAUAAAAAUACUUGCACCGCUCCAGCUCAAAUGGACUCCACCACUAACCAGCUUUCUGGCCCGGUAUGGCACAUUCUCACCACGUGAGUUUCAGUACGAAACAUCGGAUGGCGAAAGUGGCACACUGAUGCACCGGUUCUCCCGGCACAUGUCCCUAACGAAACGUGAUUUCACCGACAAAACAAAGUACGGUUUUAAGGUGUCCCAUUUCUAUCCCCUGCCGGAUGUGAACAGCUAUAGGCAGCAGAUACGUGACCUCGGGACUACCGAUUUGGCAAAGCUGAUUACCUUCACGACGGAUUUUCGCAGUAAAACAGAUUUCCGAUCGUACACCGAGAUCGUUAAUGCACUUGACGAGGAAUGUGUGCGAAGGGUGCCGAAUGCUACAAUGUACGAACUGCUGGAAAUGUUGCACUGUUUCAUGUACCUGUUGUCGAACAAAAUUGCUCAGCUGAAAUCGUAUCAAACGACCAUACCGAAGCUAAUACAGUUGUUUGGAGAGUCGGAAAAUGAGCGUGACUUCAUGUCGAUCGUAUUCUUUCUCGGUUUGUGGAAGCGCAACAAAACGGGCACGAUACUGAUGAAGGAAUUUCUUCACCAAUAUCUGGACCGAUACCUAACGCCGGAUAUGACACGGAUGGAUUUCAUCGUACUGGCAAAUGCAACAUACAAAACGAGCAUUCGAAUGGUGGACGAAUCAGAUGCUUUUAGGAAUAGAUUAACGCAAGAAAUCGUCGAGUUCAGUAACGAGGAUGAUUCGGCGCUGCUAGUUACGCUGAUAAAGUGUGCUCGGAUGAACCGGCUCGCGUCCGGUGAGAUCAUGGAUAAAAUUCACUCGUACACCGAAUCGAACAUUACCCGUAAAGAGCUAGACUUCCGAGGCCUUUCACAUCUAUUCGCGUACGUAGCAGACAAUCGGGUGAAGGAUGACGCCUUGACAGGCCUUUUCGUCGAAGGAUGCUGGACACGAUUCGAGACGGAAGUUCGUACGCACGGGUUUGAAACACAGUCACAAUCCUGCCGACCAAAGGAUAUUGCAACCUUCCUGUGGAGCUGUGCCACACUAGGCGUACCACUGGAAACUUAUAGCGAAGUUAAUUUAAACAUGAUUGAGAAAGCAAUCCGGCUGAAAGUUGACGCCGGUGAGUAUCGUUAUACCCCGGACGUGCUUGUCGAUACGAUCCUUUCGCUGUGGAUCUGUGAUCGCAAGUCAAUUGGAUUAUUUCGACUACUGUUCAAAGAUCGUGCUCUGGUGCAAAAUCUCCGCAAGGAACGUACGAAGCUUGAAUCGAGAAAAGAGCUUCUGCUUAGUUGUGCAGAAAUUGAUCUGCCCGAUGCGAUGGAUAUGAUGAAAUCGAUCAGAAAAUCGACCGGAGAUGCAUUUGUGAUAAAUCGCCUAUCGCAGGAGUUUUUGCUCCGACCGGGACUAAAGAGAGUGGCCGAAUGUUUGGAACUUUUAAAGGAAUCGAAACAGAUUCCCAUAUCAAGCGUUAGCUUUAAUUUGCCAGUGAAGCAUUUAAAUAUUGCUGGCAUUUUGGUGAAAUUGACUACGGGUGGUGUGCAGAAUUUGGAUGUUUUGGAUGCAAAACAUUGCCUGAGCGAUGGGGAAUCACCUGUAGGACUUAUGAAGCUAAAAACACGGAUAUUGAAAGAUAAAGCAGUGGACCAUGCAAUGGUUAAUGUAUGUAGGUUCGAUACACCGGAUGCUUUAGAGGAGGAAUUGAAGCGUAUUUUGCUAGAACCAAAGUAGUAAAACAAUCGCGUGUAGUGCAAACUAGCAGAACAAUAAAGCUUUC